GAAUGAUUUGUUUCACACAUUCAUUCGCAAAACAAACAGUUACGAGCUGGUGACGAGUCCAUCGGAGAAUAACAGUACAGUGUGUUUUGUUUACGUUCGUAGUGGGGUUAGAUUUGCUAGUAAAUAGUCGGCUGGCGUAAUUUUGUGGUCUGCUAUUUCUUCAAUAUGUGUGGAAUUUUCUGUUUUAUUUCAAAAACUAAUUCGAUAGAAUUUGGCGAAUGUGUGUUACAACAGUGUCAGCAUUUACUGAGCAACAGAGGUCCAGAUAAUGUUGGAACGGUAACAUUCGACAACCGUGUUCUAAUGUGCGCCACAGUUCUGUGGCAACAGGGAUCAGAGAUCACCACCCAGCCAGUGGAAUCCGAUAGAUUCGUUUUACUUUUCAAUGGAGAUUUGUUUAUUGAACGAGGUGAAUUAUCGGCCAGUGACACGCAGUGGCUGCUGGAGGAGAUAGCAUCUGCGGUGACCUGUUUGGAUGACCUAGCGAAUGUAUUCAAAGGUUUAAAAGGUCCUUUCAGCUUAAUUCUGCUAGAUAAAUGCCUUCGUAGAGUAUACUUUGCAAGAGACAGUCUUGGCAGGAAUUCUCUUCUGCUGGGGCAAUCAGACGAAGGAUUCACAAUUGCAAGUGUCACUGGAAACACUCAAAUGGAUGUUGUAGAAAUUCCACCAUCUGGCAUCUAUUACAUAGACCUGAACAGCGAUGUAAAUACAAUUAAUAUGCUACCUUGGAAACGAUCUGAAAAUGAUGAUAUCAGCCCGCUGAAUGUUAACCAAAAGUUCCUAGAGCUUCCGUGGAUGGUGAAAGAUGAACGAGAGAUUUAUUUCAAUUACCAUCAAAUAUUGCAUCAUACUUCAUCAGAAGGCGAACUAUUUGAUUAUCUGCUAAGCAAUACAAUCGUUGCUGGACUUUGUGAUCGACUGUUAAAAAUUCUAGGAGAAUCGGUUGAAGAAAGAGUUCUUAAUACACCGAGCCACUGCAAGCAAUGCAUGGCAUCGAAAACUUCUUGCAAGCAUUCCCGAGUUGGCGUGCUGUUUUCUGGUGGUAUCGACUGUACUAUUCUAGCACUGUUGGCGGAUCGGUUUGUGUCCUCGGAUGUUCCUAUAUGUCUGUUAAAUGUGGCGUUCGAGAAAAUCAUUCGUCCGGGUAAUCCCAACUUCAAGAAAGCGGACAGUACUAGUAGUACUGAAAUCGAUUGGGAUGUUCCCGACCGAAUUACAGGGCGCAGCACUUGGAAAGAACUUCAGCAACUGAGGCCUGCUCGAGAAUGGCAUUUCGUUGAAAUAAAUGUAACCCGUAAGGAGCUCCAAAACUACAAAGAUCGGAUAUCGAACCUGGUUUUUCCCCUCAAAUCCGUACUGGAUGAAUCACUGGGAGCUGCACUGUGGUUUGCAUCACGUGGUGAGGGUUUGGUGAACAAUAGCUAUUAUAAGAGCACAUGCAGGGUAAUGCUACUAGGUUCUGGUGCGGAUGAACUAUUCGGCGGAUAUUCAAGACAUCGAGUAGCAUUCAACCGUAGCUUUGCUUCAAAAGACAGCCAACCCACUGAGGAGGAAAUUCAAACAGGUUUCAGUAAUUUAAUGACUGAAUUGGACUUGGAUUGGAAUCGACUACCCAGCAGAAAUCUCGCUAGGGACGACAGAAUUAUAGGAGACCAUGGCGUUACACCAAGGACACCUUACCUGCAGGAGGAUUUUAUCUCUCUGGUACAAAGUUUGGAAGCAGAACAGAGAUGCUAUCAUCCAUUGGGCGAAGGCAUUGGUGAUAAAUUGACUCUGAGACUGUGUGGUUAUCGGCUAGGCCUUCGCACGUCAGCCACACUUCGGAAGCGAGCGUUGCAGUUUGGCUCCAGAAUAGCAGACCGGAAGCAAAACGCCAAUGAUAAGUCCAGUUUUCUUGGCACAUGAUGAAUUGUGGCUAACAAAGCGUUGUUAUAUUAGUACCGAAAAUAAAUCCCCUCACUUUUCUGCA
Molecule: messenger RNA, 1969 nt
Organism: Aedes albopictus (Asian tiger mosquito)
Lineage: Eukaryota; Metazoa; Arthropoda; Insecta; Diptera; Culicidae
Product: asparagine synthetase domain-containing protein CG17486
Exons: 6
Coding region: 166-1905 (579 amino acids)
Molecular function (GO): asparagine synthase (glutamine-hydrolyzing) activity
Source: RefSeq, a predicted model, not a curated record